Messenger RNA from Helianthus annuus (common sunflower), 1461 nucleotides. RefSeq names its product F-box/FBD/LRR-repeat protein At5g22660. Lineage: Eukaryota; Viridiplantae; Streptophyta; Magnoliopsida; Asterales; Asteraceae. The record is from RefSeq and is a predicted model, not a curated record. Gene Ontology annotation, molecular function: protein binding. The transcript has 4 exons. The coding region runs from base 1 to 1461 and encodes 486 amino acids.
AUGAAAUCUCCUCGUAUUCAUAACUUAAAUGACAUUCUCAUUAUGGCAGAACAAAUCAAAGGGGAAAUUGGUAGCAACGAAUUCUUCGACCUGGGCAAUCAACAUGACUACAAUCCUGAAGAUGUAGUUAGCAGAAUGCCGGAUGACAUUCUCAUUACCAUACUUUCCUAUCUCACUGUCAAGGAAGCAGCGGUCACCAGUCAUCUUUCAAAAAGAUGGAGGCACUUGUGGCGUCGGACAGUUCAUUUGGAUUUUGAAGAUAAUGGAAGAAAGGAACAGAUAUUGCUGCAACCGAAGUUGCGCUUGCCAGCAAGGAACCGAUACAUCAACUGGGUUAACAGGGUGAUGUGUCAUCACAACAGCCCAAUGAUUGAAGAUUUCGUAAUUUCCUUUAAUCUGGACAAGCAAUCAAAGGGUGCGAUAACUAAAUGGAUAGAGUUUGCCAUGUCGAAGAAUGUCCAAAAUCUUGAACUUAAUUUAAUGGAGGAUGAAGAUGGUUUCAGUGAUGAUGUGAGAAACUUUGUUUUUCCCAUCAAAAUCUUCAUUAAAAAGACAAGGCUGUCAUGUAGGCAACAUUCUAUGAAUGUUCCUCCCAUGCCCUUUACUAUGGUGAGGGAGAUUAAGUUUCUAAAAACUCUCAUCUUGAAGUGUGUUAACAUCAACGAUGAAACCAUAGGAGAAAUGAUGAAGAGUUGUCAGGUCCUAGAGCAUCUCCACAUUCAUAACUCGGGCCAUUUGGUUAAGCUUAUCAUCAGGGGGCCAGCGCUUGCUUUAAGAAAACUUGAGAUAAGACAAUGUUUAGGACUUCAAUCCAUUGAGAUACGUGAUUCAAACCUUGCAUUGUUCGAGUACUUGGGUUCCGGAAUACCUUUAACACUCAAUAAUAAUCCAAGCCUUGAAACGGUUUACCUCGGUGCAGGAUAUUCAGGGAUAGAGAAUAAUUUGUUUCAGCAGAUAUCUGGAUGUCUCCCUUACCUUCGUAAUCUUAGAUUGAACAUCUACCGUCCAAAGAAUAAUAUGCACCUUCUUUCUUUCCCUGAGAUGCCUAAAGUGAAGGAAUUCUCAAUAAUAGUAGGAGCAUGGAAUGAUGAUAGUCUUCUUGGGUUGACUUGUUUGGCUAAAGCAUGCCCAAAUUUGCAGGAAUUUAAAAUUCAGCUGAUAUGGAUAACACCUGUGAUCACAGCAAGGGAAAUAAUGCAUGGGAUGAGGCAUACACAUAAACACCUGGAAGUGGUGGAGAUAGCCGGGUAUUUUGGCCGGACCAGUGACCUUGAACUGGCUUUAUAUUUUUAUGAUAAUAGCGUUGCACUGAAGAAGAUUGUGGUUUGUCCUGCUUAUCCCACUAUGAGUCGAAAACCUAUUUCUAGUGACAUAUUGAGGAAACAGAGGUUAGCCAGGCUUGCUGCACGACUCCAGUUGGGACAUAGAAUAUCCCGUGGUGUAGAGUUGGUAAUAUUCUAG